AUGCGAGUCGCUCGCGCUAGCCCCUCGGUAUCACACCUUCUCUUUGCUGAUGAUAGCCUGAUCCCAGCGAAUGAUCGACAACAGAUUAAAAACACACUUGGUAUCCAAAACGAAGGCGGAAUGGGAUCCUACUUAGGAAUCCCAGAAGACAUUAGUGGAUCAAAGUGUAAACUAUUUGCUUUCUUAAAGGAGAAACUAUUACACAGAGUGAAUGGUUGGACUGGUAGAUGGUUGUCUAAGGGAGGAAAGGAAGUCUUAAUUAAAUCUAUAUUGCUAGCUCUUCUGACUUAUGUCAUGUCCAGUUUCCUGCUUCCUUUGGAGAUAUGUGAGAAUCUAGCAGCUGCCAUCGCACAAUUUUGGUGGAGUUUGAAUCCGUCAAAAAGAGGUAUUCAUUGGGCAAAGUGGGAAAAGAUGUGUGCACCUCGAGAGGAGGGAGGAAUUGGGUUCCGCAUGAUCCAUGAAUUCAACCUAGCUCUCUUAGCUAAACAACUUUGGCGUCUUGUUCAGUUUCCAGAAUCAUUAGUAGCGAGAGUUCUUCGGGGAAAGUACUAUCGACUGAGUUUGCCUUUGCGAGCAGGAGCAGUUGAUUCACCAUCGUAUGUAUGGACUAGUAUUAUAGCUGCGAGGAAGUUACUACUUCUGGAUAUUAGAAGCAAAGUGCAUUCAGGAUAUGAAAUUAAUGUGUGGGAGGAUCCUUGGAUUCCUUUGACGCCAGCAAGACCGGCUCGCUCCCGGGUCCCAGUAGUAAACCCAAAGAUGACUGUCAGCAGUCUCAUUAAUUUUGAAUCAAAGGAGUGGGAUGCUCGCUUAUUGGAACAAUAUGUAGAUCAAGAGGAUAUACCGAUGAUUCAGAGUUUGGCUUAA
This is a messenger RNA of Brassica oleracea var. oleracea, 864 nucleotides long. RefSeq lists its product as uncharacterized. The record is from RefSeq and is a predicted model, not a curated record. NCBI's taxonomy places the organism in Eukaryota, Viridiplantae, Streptophyta, Magnoliopsida, Brassicales, Brassicaceae. Bases 1 to 864 code for a protein of 287 amino acids. The transcript has 2 exons.